This is a messenger RNA of Brenthis ino (lesser marbled fritillary), 597 nucleotides long. The record is from the annotation of a GenBank genome assembly. Lineage: Eukaryota; Metazoa; Arthropoda; Insecta; Lepidoptera; Nymphalidae.
AUGAGCUUUAUCAACAAAGUCGUAAUCGUUACUGGUGCAAGCUCCGGUAUAGGCGCGGCUACAGCUGUGAGCUUUAGUUCUGAAGGUGCUCGCGUCGUACUUGUUGGGCGAAAUGAAGAUAAAUUAGCAGCAGUAGCCAAAAAGUGUAAAAAUCCUUUAGUGGUACGUGCCGAUGUUUCCAAAGAUGAAGACGUUAAAAAAAUAAUUGACCAAACAAUAAAAAAAUUUGGUCAGUUGGACGUGCUAGUUAACAAUGCUGGAACUGCCCUAGGAAUGAGCAGCCUGAUCGAAGGUGUAGACAUGAAAAUGUAUGACAGUAUCAUGGCUACGAAUCUACGGGGCGCUAUUUAUCUGACAAGUUUGGCUGCGCCGUAUUUGAUCAAAACCAAAGCCGGCAUGGAUCACUUCACUAGGAGUGCUGCAGUGGAACUGGGGCUUCAUGGCGUAAGAGUUAAUGCAAUCAGCCCAGGACCAGUGGUUACCGAUUUUUUGGAGAAUAGCAAACUGGAUUUGGAAUGGGAUAAAUUGUCCGACAUAACUAUCCUGAACAGUGUCCAAAUCGGAAGAAAUAGCAGAUUUAGCGAUAUUUCUAGCAAG